UGGCAAUGCUGUACCGGAUCCGGUGCUAGUCCUCUUUCUGUUAUGCCGAAGCCCUACUUCAUGUUAAGUGUUCGUUCCGAUAUUAAGUGUCCCAGAGAAAGUAAGUAGGAGGACCCUUAGGUGGGAGCAUGAUGAAUCUAAUGCGGCCACCAGCUGAUGGCUAAACGAUCAUCAGAAUCAGAUGAAAUCAGUAGUAGAGGCACUAUCAUGAGUUACGGUUUGUAAACAUUUUCUAAUAUUAGGUAACAAGAUGAAAACCGGUGGCUUUGACGACCGCGUCUUCCUUUACAAUAUGCAGUUUCUGAACAUGCCAUUGUGGUCCCAUUGGUUUCCAGACCAGAAGCUGAAACUUGGAGAGGUAUUCGAGAAUCCGCUACGUUACAGCAUGACACUGGCCGUUCCGAUUGGAGAGGGAGACUACAAAACGCUCGCAGCACAUAGAGCAACCGAGAGUGAGAGAGCAGGAAAAACAAUGUUUACGGCCACCUCACAGUCUGCCUACGGCGUAGAUCGUCAAGCAGUUGGCGACCCCAACCGUAACCAAGGAAACCGGCAUCAAAUUAAGACUUCGGACAAGCACGAGGUAAAAUUUUUUUUCUGGUCUACUUAACUAGUUGUACAACGGGAAAUCAAAGCACUCUCAAAUAACAAUGGAGGUGCAAGAACCUGCAUGUGCAGAAGUGCGACUGUGAUUUUAGUAACUGAAAAGGCGCGAUCCACCGGUUGCGGGACGAAACCAACAGUUAAUUAGACUUGACGCUGAUAUGCCAUACUUGCAUGCUAUGCAUUCCGUGAAUUUGUAACAGAUGAAACGAGCCUCCUAAUGACUGCAGUUGGUUGGUUGCGAGUGCAGCGAUUGCAAGUCAGCGCCUCCUUUAUGAAAGGGAUUAUUGGCCAGAGGAGGAGGAUGAGGAAGAAACGAGGUCAGAGGUCCGGCAAGUUAGGGCUACUAAGUUGUAGUACUUCAUCUCAUGCUCA
Amoebophrya sp. A25 is the source of this 978-nucleotide messenger RNA. Lineage: Eukaryota; Dinophyceae; Syndiniales; Amoebophryaceae. The record is from the annotation of a GenBank genome assembly.